CGAGUCUCGUGUAUGGGUUGACGUCCGUGAAUUGCAACGUAUUGGAGCUGUUGCAUGCUGCAGACUUACGCAUCGCCAUGGUGAGAGGUGUUCCGCUCCGCAAAUGUGACGAGUAGAAUCCGAAUCCCAGGAAGGGGCUCAACACAACAGCCGGUAUUGCCGUGUGUAUUCGUGUGUAUGGGCGGUGAGGGGUGGUGGGGUAGGCGAGGAGACAGUCGCAUCCGCAUUCUUCAAACUUUCAAGCUGAGUUCCCCAGAAUUCGGCGCUAGUAUAGCACGCUAAGCUCUUCUGACGCGCUCGCCGGCCUCACCAAACUUGACCACCACCACGGCCACUGCCCUCCCACUCGCUCAACGUCGUGUCGCGUGCAAUUGAGCUUUCCUCGCCCACCCGUAGCUCCAGCGAGCUCCAUUAAUACCCAACUUCUCCAUUUUCCACCCAUAGCGACAGCAUUGCGAACAUGCCUCCCGCUCUCAGCGACGUCGAGUCCUCCGGCGACGAACAGGUCCCUGCUCAGAAGAAGACGAAACAAGCAAAGGCCCAGCCCGACCCUGUCGAAGAGGAAGAAGAGGACGAAGAAGAGGACGAUGGCUCAGUCGCAGAAGACGAAUAUGUUGUGGAAGAAAUCUUGAAGCAUCGAUUCACAAAAGAUGGCGAGCUCGAGCUCGACGUGAAGUGGGUAGGUUAUGACGACCCCAAGGACCGCACAUGGGAACCUGAGUCAAAUUUGAGUGGUGCCAUCGACAUCCUCGAAGCCUACUUUACAAAGAUAAAGGGCAGACCAGAGCCCAAGGCCGGUGGCGCAAAGCGCAAGGGACGACCAUCUGCCGUCAAAUCUGAGCCGGCGGAAACGCCUACAGCCAGUGCUAAGCGCGCGAAGAAGGAAUGGAGCCCACCACCAGGCUCAUGGGAGCACGACGUCAGCCACAUCGACACUGUCGAAGAGAGCUUCGACAAUAAAGCCGGAACGAUGGGGAGGUUUGCCUAUCUGGUUUGGAACAACCAACGCAAGACCUACCACCCGCUCAAGCAUGUAUACCAGAAGUGCCCUCAGAAGAUGCUUCUCUAUUACGAGAGCCACCUUGUCUUCACACAAAAUGACGGUAUGGACGGCAAAGACGACUCGUCGAUGAAGGAUAUCUGAUCACAUCCGACGUGAUCAAAAAGCCCAUACCACUAUAACUGUUAUGGGAGUACAAUCGUCAUGCUGAAAGCUCGACAAAUAAACUCCCCAGCGUUGCCAUAUAUGUC
Molecule: messenger RNA, 1251 nt
Organism: Dothidotthia symphoricarpi CBS 119687
Lineage: Eukaryota; Fungi; Ascomycota; Dothideomycetes; Pleosporales; Dothidotthiaceae
Exons: 6
Coding region: 461-1144 (227 amino acids)
Biological process (GO): negative regulation of transcription by RNA polymerase II; chromatin organization
Cellular component (GO): nucleus; pericentric heterochromatin
Molecular function (GO): chromatin binding
Source: RefSeq, a predicted model, not a curated record